UUUAAAUUUGCGUCGGUACACCACUGAUAUACCGGAAUCUUGUGCUACUUAUUAGGAACUGCUACAAAGUUAUGAAAAAUGCAUAAAGAAUAAGAAAAAGUAUUAAUAAGUAUUUUUUCAUUUAUGAACAGCAAGGAAAAUAUAUAUACAGUAUUUUAAAAUGUAAAUGUUUUUAGCGACAUCUAAUUGUAAAUUGUACGCAGUUGUAUUUAUAUGGUGGAAUCGGUGAAUGGUUGCAUUAGGUGGAAGAAGUUACGUGAUUUCCUUAUGUGCAAUUUAUUGUAAUUGAUAUUAAAUCAAAUCGUAAACAAUCAAUGGCAUAUUGUUCUCAUAAAGCAGUACGAUUGUUUUCGUCAGCAUUUAUGAGAAAUGGUGUUAUAGGUAUUGAAAGUCUUAAUAAAAAAUUUAUCAUGACAAGUUGUUCGCGGGUUGAGAAAGUCUUGGAAAAGCUUCAGAAAAAUCCUUUCUUCGACAAAUAUGCUGAAAAAAUAGCGAAAUAUCAACAAACAAACCCAGAUGAGUUUUUGCAACGUGUUGAAAGUCAAGAAGAGAAACUACAAAAAAAGAAAGUGACAGUUCAUGCAUUGAGGGAACCUAUUCACUCCUCAUGGACCUUUCCAUUUCCAAUAAAAAGAGCACAAUCAUCAUGGACUUAUUAUGCGAGGAAAAAUCAUUUUUGUCAUAGUGCAUCUGAAAAGAUGUAUAUUACUACUCCUAUAUUUUAUGUUAAUGGUGCACCUCAUAUUGGACAUCUUUACACUGCAGUUCUAGCUGAUACUGUAGCUAGAUUCAAUUCUAUGCUGGGACAUUCCGUGUAUCUGUGUACAGGUACAGAUGAACAUGGGACAAAAGUUCAAAAAGCUGCAGAUGCUGCAGCUGUACCUACUACUGAAUAUUGUAAUCAGAUUUCACAUCAGUUUCUAGAAAUGUGUAACAUGUUUGAAGUAAAAUAUUCAGAUUUUAUUAGAACAACCGAAGAGCGACACAAAAACGCUGUUCAUCAUUUUUGGGAUCGUUUAGAAAAAAAUGGACAUAUCUAUCUAGGAAAAUAUGCCGGAUGGUAUAACGAAACGGAAGAAGCGUUCGUCUCCGAUAAGGAUGUAGUAAAACAAGUCAACGCAUCUAAUAACACUGAAGAAACACGCACAACGUCAGGAGACUUAGUAGAAUGGAUGGAAGAAGACUCAUAUAAAUUUCGGCUUAGUUCCUUCAAAGAUGAUUUGCAAUAUUGGUUAAAACAAGAGAAUGUAAUAUAUCCAGUAAUAUAUCGCAAUGCGUUAAAUUCUUAUAUGGACGACCUACAGGAUUUGAGUAUUUCUAGACCUGUCAAAAGAGUACCUUGGGCGAUACCUACUCCUCACGAUGAAUCGCAUACGGUAUAUGUAUGGUUUGAUGCAUUAGUCAACUACUUAACUUCGGUAGGAUAUCCGGAUGAUUCGUUUCGAAAAUUGUGGCCACCGACUAUCCAAAUAAUAGGAAAAGAUAUACUGAAAUUCCAUGGCAUAUAUUGGCCAGCAUUUCUGAUGGCUGCUGGUCUUGAACCACCGAAGCUACUUUUAUGUCAUGGACAUUGGACAGUUAAUAAAUAUAAAAUGUCAAAAUCUAAAGGAAACGUGGUUUCGCCUUUUACGGUCGCGAACGAUCUUACGCGAGAAGGUUUAAGAUACUACAUUUUGAAACAAGGAGUAAUAGAUACAAACUCAAGUUACAAUCCCGCGAAGGUUACAGAAAUAAUAAAUACCGAUCUUGCCAAUACAUUGGGUAAUUUAGUGAACCGAUGUUUCGGUAAAACUAUUAAUCCAAGAAAGGUAAUACCUGAUCCAGUUGAAUGUAUAGGUAUUCUGAAAUCUGACAUAGCUAUUAAAAACAUAAAAUCUUUGGAAGAAUUAAGCGAGAAGACUGAGAAAUAUUACAAAGCGUAUCAAGUGCAUCACGCGAUAGAGUCUGCGAUAGAAACUUUACAUAUUGCAAAUCAGAUGUUCGAUCAUCAUCAACCGUGGCGAUUAUGCAAGGCCAAGGAUCCCGACUCGAUUAAAGAAUUAGAAGCUGUGAUAUCUUUAGCUUUAGAAUCCGCACGAGUGACUGUUCUAACAUUAUACCCGGUCAUGCCAAAGUUGUCGUCCGAUCUCCUCGAUUUUCUUCAAGUCCCUCUCGAAGAUCGUACUUGGAAAGAUACGAAACCGCUCCAUCUGACGAACGAUACGAAAGGAGGUAAAUACGUGUCAAAAGAAAUGGUGUUUUUUAAGAAAAUAAAAAAUUGAUGAACAUAAA
Molecule: messenger RNA, 2271 nt
Organism: Megachile rotundata (alfalfa leafcutting bee)
Lineage: Eukaryota; Metazoa; Arthropoda; Insecta; Hymenoptera; Megachilidae
Gene: MetRS-m
Product: Methionyl-tRNA synthetase, mitochondrial
Biological process (GO): methionyl-tRNA aminoacylation
Molecular function (GO): methionine-tRNA ligase activity; ATP binding
Source: RefSeq, a predicted model, not a curated record